GGGCAGGCUAGCCAAUUUGUUCUUAAACUUGACCGGAUUUCUCCUAAUCCUUCGGACAUGAAAUCCAGCUCCGCUCCGUCGGAACUUGACAAAGGCCAUUAUUACCAUCUCCCUUCUGCUUCCGAUCGCCAAAAUGAGACAAGACAAGUAAAAAACAAGUCAACGACGUCGGAAGCGGCCUCUGUUGGCCGGAGAAAUCCCCGUAUCAACAAAUAUGUUCUCGCCGCUGCUGUUCUUGCCUCCACAAAUUCAAUCCUUCUUGGUUAUGAUAUUGGGGUGAUGAGUGGAGCGGUGCUUUACAUUAGGGACAAUCUGGAAAUCACAGCAACCCAAGUCGAGAUCUUGGUAGGAUGCUUAAACGUUUGUUCUCUUAUCGGCUCACUUGCCUCCGGCAAGACUUCCGAUUGUAUUGGCCGGCGAUACACUAUUGUCCUGGCAGCGGCUACGUUUCUGAUUGGGGCGCUUCUUAUGGGUCUUGCGCCGUCUUUCCCUUUUCUCAUGGCCGGUAGGGUGGUCGCAGGAAUUGGCGUUGGCUACUCCCUCAUGAUCGGCCCUGUAUACACCGCCGAGCUCUCCCCCGCUCUGUCUCGGGGAUUUCUCUCUUCUCUCCCCGAAGUCUUCAUCAACAUCGGAAUCCUCCUUGGUUACAUCUCUAAUUAUGCCUUAUCAAGUCUCCCAGAGAACAUUAAUUGGAGACUAAUGUUGGGAUUAGCAGCGUUCCCAGCUGUCGCCGUCGCUGUCGGUGUAGUUGUAAUGCCAGAGUCCCCACGUUGGCUUGUAAUGAAAGGCCGAUUUCUUGAGGCAGAGCAAGUUCUGAUCAAGACAUCUGACGGUGGCGCAGAGGAAGCCAAACUGAGAUUAAACGAGAUGGCGAAGGCGGCUUCUUAUGUCGGACAAGAACCACCAUCAACCUCCAACUGGCGCGGCGAAGGCGUGUGGAAAGAGUUGUUACUCCACCCAUCGCCACCAAUCCGGCGAGUUCUCAUCGCUGCUAUUGGCGUCAACUUCUUCAUGCAAGCCUCCGGAAACGAUGCGGUCGUAUAUUACAGCCCCGAGGUGUUCAAAGACGCCGGAAUUCACAACCGGAAACAGCUAGUCGGAGUCACAAUCAUCAUGGGACUCGGCAAGACCUUUUUCGGGUUGAUUUCGGCUCUGUUUCUGGAUCGGUUUGGGCGGCGGCCGAUGCUGUUAUUGGGCUCGACCGGGAUGACCGUUUCAUUGGCUGCUUUGGGCCUGUGCUCUCUCUAUCUCCAGAAGUCCAAUACCAAACCAGUUUGGGCCAUUGCAGUGUGCAUAGUGGGUAUCUGUGCCGAUGUUUCUUUCUUCUCAAUUGGGCUUGGGCCUGUUACAUGGGUCUAUUCAUCCGAAAUAUUUCCGAUGAGGCUUCGGGCCCAAGGAUCCAGCCUGGCCAUAUCGGUGAACCGGGUUGUGAGUGGGAUAGUGGCCAUGACAUUUUUAAGUGUCUCAGAAGCAAUAACGUUUGGGGGAAUGUUUUUUGUUCUUGCUGGAAUCAUGGCAAUGGGUACUAUUUUCUUCUACUGCUUUUUGCCUGAGACGAAGGGUAAGAGCUUAGAAGAAAUUGAGAUUCUUUUCGAGGAUAAACUACCUCGAAACACUGGAGAAAUUCUUCACUCCUAGGACCAUAGUACCAUUACAGGUUUUGAGUGCAGUUGCUUUCUCUGCCCACGCAAUACAACCUUUGGAAUGCAUUAUGCACACAUUGCUUGCUAGUUGAGAAAGAAACUCAAAUGUUGGAUGCUUUUUGGUUAAGAAAUGUAUAAACUUUUA
Rubroshorea leprosula is the source of this 1788-nucleotide messenger RNA. The record is from the annotation of a GenBank genome assembly. NCBI's taxonomy places the organism in Eukaryota, Viridiplantae, Streptophyta, Magnoliopsida, Malvales, Dipterocarpaceae.